AUGACGACGCGGCUGAGGAAGCACAGGAAGAAGCGCGGGCACGUCAGUGCCGGCCAUGGACGUGUGGGGAAGCACCGCAAGCAUCCCAGCGGCCGUGGUAACGCGGGUGGCCAACAUCACCACCGCAUCCUCUUCGAUAAGUACCACCCCGGCUACUUCGGAAAGGUCGGCAUGAGGCACUUCCACUACAGCCGCAACAAGUACCACUGCCCGAUCGUCAACCUGGACAAGAUCUGGUCCCUGGUUGGCGAGGAGGCAAGCGCCCAGCAAGCUGGCAGCACCACGGCCAUUUGCGGCGCGUACAGCGGCAACAGCAGUGGCCACGGGGCGCGCGAGGCAGCGGCCAAGGACAAGUCCUCGGCCCCCGUGAUCGACGUGACCAAGUACGGCCUGUUCAAGGUGCUCGGCAAGGGCCAGCUGCCCGCGCAGCCGCUGGUCGUGAAGGCCAAGUUCUUCUCCAAGCUGGCCGAGAAGAAGAUUAAGGAGGCCGGCGGCGCUGUCGUGCUCACCGCCUGA
Monoraphidium neglectum is the source of this 516-nucleotide messenger RNA. RefSeq names its product 60S ribosomal protein L27a-3. The transcript has 6 exons. The record is from RefSeq and is a predicted model, not a curated record. Gene Ontology annotation, cellular component: cytosolic large ribosomal subunit; ribosome. Bases 1 to 516 code for a protein of 171 amino acids. Gene Ontology annotation, molecular function: structural constituent of ribosome. NCBI's taxonomy places the organism in Eukaryota, Viridiplantae, Chlorophyta, Chlorophyceae, Sphaeropleales, Selenastraceae. Gene Ontology annotation, biological process: translation.